UUCAGUCAUGAUGGGGAGGCAGUGAAUGCCACAUGGUUGAAAGAGCGAUGAUAAGACGAGCAGGAAACUUGGUUUAAAUUCACCACUGGCUCAUGUAUUUUUUUUUCUCUUGGAUAUGGAACAAAACUCAGGUGUAAAAAAAGGUGGAUUCAUUUUGAGGUCACAAGUGGAUGUUGGUGAAAAAUGCUCCUCAUCUUUGAGCCACACUUUGUGGGAGAUGCCUCCCUCAGACCUGUGCCACAGCAGGCUCACACACAGCAAUCUGUUGCUUCACUGAGAGACAUUUAAAACAAAUCUGCAGCCUCUCUCUCUCUGUCUCCCUCUCUCCGUCUCUCUCUCCUUGUUGCUGCUGCAGCUUAUGUUACAGUGUCACUAUAAAAUAUUCAUCCAUGGAAAAUCUUCUUUGAUUCCAGUCGGUCACUUGGUUCCCGGGCAGGUUAAAGACAUGUAAUUCUCUCCAGCCUCCCUGUACAUUUGCUCCAUCACCGGGUGUGAGAGAGGUCUGGUCUUUCCUGUGCCAGCUCAUCCAUUCAUUCAUUCAUUCAUUCAAGGAGGGAAAAAUGGAGAGGAUGAUGUUCGACUCCACAUCUACAGGAGGGCCGGGUAAAGGUGGCGGAGGAGAAGACCCCGCCAAGUCCGCCGAGCAGGAGGACCGGACUCGGGCUCAGAUCCUGUCAGGCACGGGCUUCUGCAAGUGGUUCAACGUCCGGAUGGGCUUCGGAUUUAUCUCAAUGACCAGCAGCGAGGGCAGCCCCGUCGACUCGCCUCUGGACGUUUUCGUCCACCAAAGCAAACUUGUGAUGGAGGGCUUUCGCAGCUUAAAGGAGGGUGAGCAGGUGGAGUUCACCUAUAAGAAGUCCUCCAAGGGCCUCGAGUCUCUGCGGGUAACAGGACCCUGUGGGGGACCCUGCUCGGGCAGUGAAAGGAGACUCAAGGGGAAGGUCCCACUCCAGAAACGCAAACCAAAGGGAGACCGCUGUUAUAACUGUGGAGGUCUGGAUCACCACGCCAAGGAGUGUAGCCUGCCCCCCCAGCCAAAGAAAUGCCACUACUGCCAGAGCGUAACGCACAUGGUGGCUCAGUGUCCCCACAAGGCGCCGGCGCCCCCCACAGGCUCUCAGGACCAACACGCGUCUACCUCGGCCCCCAUCCCAGGGACCGGGCCUUACCUCUGCCCCCCGGAGGAGGAGGAGCACUCCGGCUCAUCUCCCCUGGAGGGCUCCUCCUCCUCGCCGGAGGAGCCGCACACACACCGUGGCCCCCGCACCCAGCGGUGGAGGAAGUCCUGAAAACAGAAUCCUUUCACCUGCUAAAACCCUUAACCAUCACGUUUCCCUUUAAUCAAGGAUACCUGAAGCCCCUCCCGCACCCCCCUUCAUCUACCUCGCACCUGUGGGAAAAAAAAAAUUGGAGGUCUUAUUUUCUAUACUUUUAUUUUAUUUUUUUAUUUUUCCUAACCAGCGCAGCUAUGGCAACAAUCAAUGGGGUACGGAAGUGUGUGCGUGUGUGUGUGUGUGUGUGUGUGUGUGUGUGUGUGAGAGUGAGUGACUUGCUGUCAUCUGGUGCAGCUAUGGCUACUACCGCUGGAAUGGGAGACUGUAUUUCUUGUUCCAAUCAGUGCAGCUGAAGAGUGAAACAACGUGAUAUGAAUUUUAGUUUAGGACUGUUCUCUCUUUUUCCCUCCGCCCUGGAACCCAAGUUUUGGCCAUUUUCCCUUUUUUUUUUUUUUUUUUAAAGCCGCGAAUGAAUAUCCUCAAGGCUCAAUUAUUCAGACAAAAUGAUGCAUCCUUUUGAAGCACACACGUCAGCUCAUUUUAGGGAUUAGACGACUCUUAACAAAUCUCCGCGCCCUCCAAGAUUUUUUUUAGCUUGGCUUAUAUAUGAAAAAGAAAAUCUGUACGGAUGGAAACAUUAUGGAUUCCAGAGAGAGAUUUUUUUUAACACCUUAAAGAUGGUUAACUGCUGCUCUUAACGCCCACUACAUACCUCUCUCUUACAUGAAAUAGCCUUGACCAAGUGAUUGUCAAAGAACGAGCAUGUGAAUUUUUUGUGCAUGCAGGUGCACGACUGAGAGACAGAGAGAGAGAGAGCGAGAGAAUGAGAAAAGUGUGUGUUUGCAUGUGUGUGUCUGCUGCACCUCUUCUUCAGGUGCUGGUCAACACUAUUAACCUCUGUUAGAUAAGACGUGUCUGACAAAAGAACAAAAAAAAAGAAGAAGAACAAAAA
Solea solea (common sole) is the source of this 2226-nucleotide messenger RNA. RefSeq names its product lin-28 homolog B (C. elegans) (gene lin28b). NCBI's taxonomy places the organism in Eukaryota, Metazoa, Chordata, Actinopteri, Pleuronectiformes, Soleidae. The record is from RefSeq and is a predicted model, not a curated record. The transcript is spliced from 4 exons. Bases 561 to 1289 code for a protein of 242 amino acids. Gene Ontology annotation, molecular function: nucleic acid binding; zinc ion binding.